GACACCCACCCGGGGCCGCGGCUGCCCGAAGGGAUUUGAAGCUGGGUCAAGCCAUGGAAGUGUCAUUGUCGCGGCUCGGGGGCCCGGAGAAGUGAGCGGCUGGGACACCGGGGCACCGGGCUCUGCUCUGCAGCUGGACACCGGGACGGUCCCGAAAAAGCAGCACAGCCCUGGGCAGAGCAGGCAGAAAGCGGGGUUUGGCACGGACUGCAGGGGCACAGGACAAUACCCGGAGGCCAGGAGCCGUCCCACCACCCACCUGGGGCUGGGAACAUCGGCCCCUUGACCGGACUCUGGCACCCAUCCGAGCCCGAUGAGGAGCUGGGGCUGAAUGUGAACCUAUGCAGACCAGGAAGAAAUACAUUUUCCUGACUUUCCUUGCCUCUUGGCUCCUGCUUUUCUUCUUCGGAGGGGAUCAGCUGCGCCGUUUCGCUCCCUUUUCCGGGAGGAAAGCAGAAGCCCGGAGGAACUGGCCCCGCUGGACAGAUCGGUCCCUCCUCAAAAGCUUUGCGGACCCCGAGGAGCUGCAGAGGGAUGAGGACCCUUCCCUGCUGUCCCCCCGGGAGCGGCGGGCGGCGUGGCUGAGCGCCUACAGGAGCAGCAGCUGCCGGAUGGAAACCUGCUUCGACUUCUCCAGGUGUGAGAGGCACGGCUUCAAAGUGUUCACCUACCCCCAGGAGCGGGGCCAGCCCGUCUCGGAGACCUACGGCAAAAUCCUCAGCUCCAUCGAGCGCUCCCGCUACCACACCCUGAACCCCGAGGAAGCCUGUCUGUUCAUCCUCAGCAUCGACACGCUGGACCGCGACCACCUCUCGGGCCGCUACGUCCACAACGUGGAUGAGAAAAUCCGCGGCUUUCCGCUCUGGAACGGCGGCCGCAACCACCUCAUCUUCAACCUCUACUCGGGCACCUGGCCCAGCUACACCGGGGACCUGGGCUUCGACAUCGGCCAGGCCAUCCUGGCCAAAGCCAGCUUCAGCACCGACAGCUUCAGGCCCGGCUUUGAUGUCUCCAUCCCUCUGUUCUCCAAGGACCACCCGCAGCGCGGCGGGGACAAGGGGUGGCUGUUGCAGGACUCGGUGCCCCCCAAAAAGAAAUACUUGUUGGUGUUCAAGGGGAAGCGGUACCUGACCGGCAUCGGCUCCGGCACCCGGAACGCGCUGCACCACAUCCACAACGGGAAGGACAUCAUCUCCCUCACCACCUGCAAGCACGGCAAGGACUGGGAGAAGCACAAGGACACGCGCUGUGACAAGGAUAACGUGGACUAUGAAAGGUUUGACUACCAGGAGCUGCUGCACAACUCCACCUUCUGCAUCGUGCCCCGGGGCAGGCGCCUGGGCUCCUUCCGCUUCCUUGAGGCUCUGCAGGCCGCCUGCAUCCCGGUGCUGCUGAGUGACGGCUGGGAGCUGCCCUUCGCCGAGGCCAUCGACUGGGGCAGAGCUGCUGUCGUGGGCAGCGAGAGGCUCCUGCUGCAGAUCCCCUCCGCCGUGCGCUGCAUCCACCCGGAGCGUGUCCUGGCUUUCCAGCAGCAGACCCAGUUCCUGUGGGAUGCCUACUUCUCCUCCGUGGACAAGAUCGUGCACACCACGCUGGAGAUCAUCAAGGACCGGCUGUCUCCACCCCGCUCCCGCUCCCGUUUCCUCUGGAACACUCUGCCCGGGGGGCUCCUGCUCCUGCCUGACUUCUCCACCCACCUCGGGGAUUUUCCCUUCUACUACCUGCAGCACGGCUACAGCCCCUCCAAGAAGUUCACGGCUUUCAUCCGGGUGGCCUCGCAAGCAGGGUCGCUGUCCCAGCCCAUCCUCAGGCUCAUCCAAGCCGUCUCCGGAUCCCAGUACUGCGCCCAGAUCGUGGUCCUGUGGAGCUGCGAGAAGGCACCACCCCCGAGCGGGAAAUGGCCCCAGAGCACCGUGCCUCUGACCAUCAUCCAGGGCAGGAGGAAGCUCAGCGAGCGCUUUUUCCCCUUCGAGGCCAUCCAGACGGACGCGGUGCUGAGCCUGGACGAGGACACCAGCCUCUCCACCAGCGAGGUGGACUUCGCCUUCUCGGUGUGGCGCAGCUUCCCCGAGCGCAUCGUGGGCUUCCCCACCCAGAGCCACUUCUGGGACCCCGAGCAGGGGCGCUGGGGCUACACCUCCAAACGGACCAACGAGCUCUCCAUCGUCCUCACCGCCGCUGCCUUCUACCACAGGUAUUACCACAACCUCUUCACCGAGUACCUGCCCGCGGGGCUGCGGGAGCUGGUGGACGGGCUGGCCGCCUGCGAGGACAUCCUGAUGAACGUCCUGGUGGCCGCUGUCACCAAGCUGCCACCCAUCAAGGUGAGCCAGCGGAAACAGCACAAGGAGACGGCGGCCCAGCAGGCAGAGUGCGGGGAUGGAGCUGCGGGGACCCCCCCGGCCGCCCCCCCGAGCCCCUCAGCCCCGCACGGUGCCAAGGUGAAGGGCACGGCCGGCAGCCGGCGUUUCUCCCAGCGGCAGGACUGCCUCAACCAGUUGGCCGACUGGUUUGGCUACAUGCCCCUGGUGUCCUCCCAGCUGCGCCUCGACCCCGUCCUCUUCAAGGACCAGGUCUCCGUCCUGCGCAAGAAAUACCCGAGCCUGGAGAAGGCGUGAGGGUGCCGGGGUCGGGCCGGCUCCCGGUGUCCCGUUCCCGGCGCUCGGAGCCCUCCGGUCGCUGCUGCUGACGGGGUUUUACUCGUUAUUGGGUUUUACCAGUGCAAUAAAGGAGGGUGGAGAGGAGGGA
Messenger RNA from Parus major (Great Tit), 2748 nucleotides. It is a transcript of the gene EXTL1, whose product is annotated as exostosin like glycosyltransferase 1. The transcript has 11 exons. NCBI's taxonomy places the organism in Eukaryota, Metazoa, Chordata, Aves, Passeriformes, Paridae. Gene Ontology annotation, molecular function: glycosyltransferase activity. Gene Ontology annotation, cellular component: membrane. Bases 342 to 2618 code for a protein of 758 amino acids. The record is from RefSeq and is a predicted model, not a curated record.